This is a messenger RNA of Eruca vesicaria subsp. sativa (arugula), 624 nucleotides long. NCBI's taxonomy places the organism in Eukaryota, Viridiplantae, Streptophyta, Magnoliopsida, Brassicales, Brassicaceae. The record is from the annotation of a GenBank genome assembly.
AGGGAAAAAGCGUAAUCAGAUCGUUUGUUCAUCAGAAAAAAACAAACAGAAGACAGAAGCUUCUUUUUGUUUGAAGAUCAUUCAUGUCCUAAAACCUCAUCUUUUUCACAAUCUUUGAAUGGCAUCGAAUAAUCAACAAAGACAACAACAAGAUCGACCAUUACCAAAAUUUGGAGAAUGGGACGUGAACGAUCCAGCAUCAGCCGAAGGAUUUACCGUUAUAUUCGCUAAAGCUCGAGACGACAAAAAGACAAACGCUAGUGGUCGUGCUCCCUCGCAACGCCGUGACAAUAACAACAAAGGGCAAGAUGAACCUACGAAGAAACGGUUCUGCUGUUUCUGAGAAACAAAAUCAAGAAAAGCCGACUACUCAUCCAGAACAUUUGUAAAAUGAAAUUGUUUGAUCAUGGAAAACAGUUUCAUAUUCACUGAAUCUGUAUAAAACUUAUCAUUACAGAACAUUACAUUGUACUUACACAUGUUACACAAUAUCAAUGUCUCUUAAGCCACGGUUUGGCGAAUCUUGAUCUGACCCAUUGUUACUCGUCUUUUUCUUGAACGAUUUCUGGCUGAAAAUCCGAGAUACGGUUUUCUUAACCGGUCUUGAACCACCGCCUUCAAACC